Cydia amplana is the source of this 720-nucleotide messenger RNA. RefSeq lists its product as uncharacterized. Bases 141 to 578 code for a protein of 145 amino acids. The transcript is spliced from 2 exons. NCBI's taxonomy places the organism in Eukaryota, Metazoa, Arthropoda, Insecta, Lepidoptera, Tortricidae. The record is from RefSeq and is a predicted model, not a curated record.
AGACUUUGUUAUUAUAUAUUUUAUUUUAUUUCUUUGCACUACUGAAGUACUGCAGUUUGAAGAUCAAUCGAAGAAAACGAAUUAUACGGAAUUGACAUCGUUUGAUUAAGAAGUACAUCACCAAUACAAGGCCUAAAAAAAUGCCGGCCAGCGGCUUCGAUUUGUAUAACAUGCAAGACGCCAGAAAUAAUUUUGAUGCAAUACGACCUACUCCGAUUUGUACUGAUGCCAAUCAGUUUAUGGGACAAUGUCAGAAUAUACACAUAUCCACGAAUUGCUACUACGGAUACCAUGAGCCGAAACGACCAGAAAUUGAAGCGGCACCCGAUUGCGAAAUGGUAGAGGCCCCGCGUGAUGAUGCAAAUUCACCGCCACACAACCACGGUAGAAAACGCAGCGCAGACGACGGCAAUCACCAUCAAACCAAGCGACCCCGACCAGAGAUGCAAAGAGAGAAAAGCAAUGAACCUGAGACAAAUGAGAACAUGAAAAUGGACAGAAGUAAAGAAGAACUGUUGGAGACGUUAUAUUGGAAUAUACACGGAGGGAACUUUAUUGAUUUUUUGCAGUGUUUGUGACAUGUACAAGUGGAAUAGUGUGAUAUUUUUAGUAUUAGUUCAUAAGUGACUGGGACACUAACUUUAAAAAUAUAAGUAGUUAAGGUUUUUUUCUCAUGGAUGCAUAGACUUAAAUUUUUCGUAAUAAAUUCAAAAGGUAAAA